GCGGAAGAGUUUUUCCGGCUAUCGUUUGUGCUUAUCUCUUCACAAACACAGGCCCACCGCCCAAUCCAUCCUACUUGCUCCGUAUCCAUCUCCUGAUCCCGCGAGUUCCCGUCCUACUUGCUGCAGCCGUCUCCACUCUAACCCUAACUGUUUCUGAGAGAAAAGAAAAAGAACUCUCCAUCCCUAGUGGCCUAGUGUGAGCCAGCCAAGCCAGCCGAGCACAGCUCCGGCGACUGAUGUUUCAGGACCCCGUUCCGUUCUGCUGCAGGUUCCCUGAUAUCGGCGGCCACUGCCAGCAGCCGACUUGGUUCUUGGUCCCUUCACUUCCGGCGGAAUCCGUUGCGGACCACCUCGCCCAGCUGCUCGCGACGGCGGCUGAUACCCUGAGUUGAGUGAGCGGCGGUGGCGUCCGAGAAUCGAUCUGAACCAACACAGUUUAUCAGGGAGGGAGGAGUGAGUUGGGGGAGAAUGCCUGAUAUCCAGCUAGGAUGCCACACUAUACAGUCCCAUGGCACCAAAGUGGCAAGAUUACACAUGUAUGACUGGAUUAUACUUUUAUGUCUUGCUGUAUUUGAUGGACUGUUAAACUUAAUCGAGCCCUUUCACCGCUUUGUUGGACGCGACAUGAUGACCGACUUGAGUUAUCCCCUCAAGGGCAACACAAUCCCAUUUUGGGCUGUUCCUCUGAUUGCCAUAGUGCUACCUUGGUUCAUCUUUGGUGUCAUUUACUUCAAAAAGAAAAAUGUCUAUGAUUUACACCAUGGCAUACUAGGGAUCUUAUACUCAGUGCUUAUAACUGCUGUGAUCACUGAUGCAAUUAAGGAUGGUGUUGGCCGCCCUCGCCCAGAUUUCUUUUGGCGUUGUUUUCCUGAUGGCAAACCUAAUUAUGAUAAUAUCACCACCGAUGUGAUUUGCCAUGGAGAAAAGAGUGUCAUCAAGGAAGGUCAUAAGAGCUUCCCAAGUGGGCAUUCUUCAUGGUCUUUUGCCGGUCUAGGUUUUCUUGCGUGGUACUUGGCUGGAAAACUUAAAGCUUUUGAUCGCAAAGGUCACAUUGCAAAACUAUGCUUAGUUUUUCUGCCUCUACUUGUCGCGUCACUUGUGGCGGUUUCUCGAGUUGAUGAUUACUGGCAUCACUGGCAAGAUGUUUUUGCAGGCGGCAUCUUAGGUCUUACAGUUGCUUCAUUCUGUUACCUGCAGUUCUUCCCGUUUCCCUUUGACAAUGAUGCUCUAUGGCCACACGCAUACUUCCAACAGCUAGCUGAGACACACAGCAAUGGUAAUGCAAACUCAAUCAACAUAAGACCUACAGAGUCUGAAGAUGAACAAGAAGACCAUGGUGGCAUUGCCCUUAGGGAUACCAGCCCUAUCUUGGAGUCAAUGGAGUCUGGCCGGAGACUAUGAAGAAGCAUGCCACUGUGAGUUUGUCCAAGGUGCAAAUUCUUCCAUUCCUUCAAAUUCUGGAAGCACAAUGAGUUGUGGUUUCACCAUGUAGCUGUCCAAUGUAAAGAGUAUGGAGGUAUAUCUACCGCCUUCUGAUGAUUUGAUGAUCCACAGUUUCUUGUAACUGCCCAGCAGGCCUUAAUACCAUGGAAUAACAUGUGUUGUGGUUAGCUGUAAAUGACAGUGAAUGUUUAUGUUUCCAGUGACAAUGUGAAUAGUUGGUUUUGCACUGCUGUGGUAUGGAAAGUUUGUUUCAAGGUUCCCUUUGGUGGUAA
Molecule: messenger RNA, 1715 nt
Organism: Sorghum bicolor (sorghum)
Lineage: Eukaryota; Viridiplantae; Streptophyta; Magnoliopsida; Poales; Poaceae
Product: lipid phosphate phosphatase 2-like
Exons: 10
Coding region: 469-1401 (310 amino acids)
Biological process (GO): phospholipid metabolic process
Molecular function (GO): phosphatidate phosphatase activity
Source: RefSeq, a predicted model, not a curated record